CUUAAGACCGCCUCUCCGCUCCGCUUCCCUUGCUCUCACAACGCCGGUACGCCGACAAGACCAGAGACCACCAAGAGCGCUUGACGCGAGACUGCUAGACGCUCAGUCCUCGGCGCCGCGGCCUCGUACCUCGUCACCUCUUCUCUUCAUUUCGCUCUCUCUCGCUCCUUCAAUCACAGUUACCUCGUUCGUCUUCCAUCUGUCUCCUUCUCUCCUUCUUCCAUUCGCUCUUCAUCUCUCCAUCUCUCCAUCUCUCCAACUCUCCAUCUUCUUAUCGCACCAACACACACUCUCCCAAUAUUCUCAACACCGUUGCCCUCCACCCACACUAGGCCUCCCUCAUUCCAAGCACAAUCGCUACAUCUGUCUCUCUCUCUCUCUCUCUCUCUCUCUCUCUCUCUCUCUUUCUCCUCUCCAUGUCUCUGAGUGACUUGACAAUCGUCCCCGCCACGCGCGAACAACAACGCCAGGCUACUGCCAACUGCUACCCACAAUGGGGUGCACCUCGCGGCGUUGCCACACUAGAAGCCUACGAGCGUAUCGAUGAUGAGCUCAACUCGCCCGAAAAUCUCUGGUCGCAACCUGGCCGCUUCACCGCCUGGGUUCUCGUUCCUCGCGCUGACCCCGGCACGACCGAUAUUCUCGCCGCCUGCGAGACUUAUCGCCGUGUCGCACUAGUCCAGCGUCCCUGCGGUCGCGUCGAAGAAGUAGCAACAUACGCCAUCGCUUCCGUCUUCACUCCCGCACACAAGCGUCGCAAGGGCUAUGCCAAGCACAUGCUUCGCCUUGUCCACUACGUCCUCUCUCCCCGCGAGCACAUGCCCCCCUUCCCCGCCAAGUGGGGUGUGCCACCACCCGCCUUCUUUGGCGACGCCGCAUUCUCUGUGCUCUACUCGGACGUCGGGCCAGACUACUACGCAACGUGCACCAAGGGCGAGACGGAGCCGGGGUGGGUCGCCGUUCACUGCCCACACAGGAUCUUCAAAGUACCUUCCCCCGGUCCCGGCCCAAUCUCCCUCCCUCCAGAUACGCAGUUGUUGAACCUCGAAGACGCUGGCGAACUCGAAGCACCCGCAACCGAUACGCUCCGGCAAGAGAUGCAGGAGCUUCCCUCCAUCGACCGGCCCCGCGCCGCGAUUCUCCCCCAGGCUGGCUGGUUCCGACAGUAUCCGACGCGCCUUGAGGUCUUUGCGCGCAACAUCGGAAAGGAUGGAAGUCGGCAUCUCAAGCGCUGCGGCAUGCGCUUCGGGGAGGGCAAGGACCGGCCUUAUAUCUUGUACACUGUCGAGCCCAAGGAGAAGGGAUCAAGCGUACUCCGCCUGCUUAUCGCACACAUUCAGCAGCCUGUCUCAUUUGAGCAGCUGGUCGCGGCUGCCCACGCCGAGGGCGCCGAGGAGAUCGAAGUAUGGGGUUCAAACGGCAGCUAUGACGAGCACGAGCACACUCUCAACGCUAAAGAUCACAUCCCGGCCCUCGCGCAGUAUGGCAUGGGGAGCGACGACGUUGAAUGGCUGUGGAAUGAGCACUGCUUCUGGUGCUAGGGUAGACUCUCGUACCGCACGCAUCACUGUAGGCAUACACUGGAUACACACGUAACAUGCUUCUCUACGGCUGUGCGCGAGCGCGACUGUGCUCACACCGCUGACUAUACACUAAAUCAUCUGACACGAACCUCGCUACCUGCCACUCGCUACUUGGCAUUGGGGGGAAACGCACCCUUGGCCGGUGCGAACACUCGUCGGCGGCAGUAUAUGCACAGCCCAGAGGCUUCACCACAACAUACACCUGCGAUCAGCUCUGCCCGCUUUGCGAUCGGCAA
Molecule: messenger RNA, 1819 nt
Organism: Cutaneotrichosporon oleaginosum
Lineage: Eukaryota; Fungi; Basidiomycota; Tremellomycetes; Trichosporonales; Trichosporonaceae
Source: RefSeq, a predicted model, not a curated record